GCAGUUCUAUCUUCUGCUUAUGCCUAAUUUAAUGCACAAUUGAAAAGAAGAGUUAACUAUGGCUUCCAGUUCUCUAUUUUCACUGAACUUUACAUCUAUCCCCUACGCAAGUCCUCCCACUAAACAUCCAUUUUGCUUUCAUUCUCACCUUCCUUCUCGUUCUCUUCAAUACAGUAACAAGAAGAGAGAAUUCCCACUUACUUCUGUAGCUUCAAUCCCAUACCAACCAAUCAAUGUGGACUACUUGGAGGAAGAAUUUAGUGGGCAUGGAGUCAAUUUCGAAGAAAUCGGCGAUAGCUGCAUUGCCAAGAUGAGACUGGAGAAUGGUAGUGCAGCCACCCUGAUGCUUCCAAGUGGCCUAAUCACAUCAUACAAGGCACAUAUGUGGCAUGGGGGCACAAUUGAACUUCUGCAGACCACUGUCUCGGAGGGGGAAGAUGGCAAUCCUCUCAUACAAGGCGGAGUAUCUUUAGCCUUCAACUUUGAAAGUGAUUGUGGAACUUCAUGGUCUCCAAGCACUUGGACUGUUCAUUCUAUUAGAGGUUCUCCUCAAGAAUCUAUUCAGGUUGAACUGAUAAGCACAGAUGCAGAGAAUAUGGUUGAAAUAAGACACAUUAUGAAUCUUGCAGUAGACACCUUAAGCUCUAAGCUCAUAGUUUCGAACUCAAAAUCUUGGUCGAUCCAGUUGAUGGGAUCCCUUUUAAGCCAUCUAACAGUAAGCUCUCCAGAAGCGACUUAUGCAUAUGGGUUAGAGGGAUCAAAUAUCUUUGACAGGCCAAUGUUCUUGUCAAACUUGAGCAUAGUUCCUCCUGACAGUGACCAAGAGAGUGCAGAUAGUUUUGGGAAACUAAGAGAUAUUAUGAGGCUCAAAGGAUCUAGCUGGGGUGCAAGAAAUCAAAAGGACUUCGAUAAAAGGAACAGCAGCCAAAUAGAGAGUGAAGAAGAAAUAGAGUGUGAAGAGACUGAUAACUACAAGCAUUUAACUGGGAAGAUGAGCAGGAUUUACACCAGUGCUCCACGGGAUUUCACAAUCAUUGACAGGGGUAGAAGAAACUCAGUUAUCAUAGCAAGGAAUGGGUUCGAUGAACUAUACAUGUGUAGUCCCGGCUCAAGCCAUGAAAGCUUUGGCAGGUACUCAUUCAUAUGUGUAGGACAAUCAGCCAUGCUUAAGCCAAUAGUCUUGCAUCCUGGAGAUGUUUGGACAGGUGAGCAACAUUUACAUAAUCCUAAUCUCUGAAUAAUAAUGUAUCUCAAUAUGAUAGAGAAUAGUGACUGGGCUUGUUUGUAAUGAGAAAUAAUGCAACAUGAACCUGCUGAUGUACAGAAACAUCUUAUAUAGAAUGAAAAUUUUGCAGCUAAUAUCAUGAUAAGAGAGUUCUAUUUCUUCCA
Manihot esculenta (cassava) is the source of this 1389-nucleotide messenger RNA. RefSeq names its product protein NDH-DEPENDENT CYCLIC ELECTRON FLOW 5. NCBI's taxonomy places the organism in Eukaryota, Viridiplantae, Streptophyta, Magnoliopsida, Malpighiales, Euphorbiaceae. Gene Ontology annotation, molecular function: carbohydrate binding; catalytic activity. Gene Ontology annotation, biological process: carbohydrate metabolic process. Bases 59 to 1237 code for a protein of 392 amino acids. The transcript has 3 exons. The record is from RefSeq and is a predicted model, not a curated record.